Molecule: messenger RNA, 2589 nt
Organism: Rhopalosiphum maidis (corn leaf aphid)
Lineage: Eukaryota; Metazoa; Arthropoda; Insecta; Hemiptera; Aphididae
Product: glucose dehydrogenase [FAD, quinone]-like
Exons: 7
Coding region: 1-2589 (862 amino acids)
Molecular function (GO): flavin adenine dinucleotide binding; oxidoreductase activity, acting on CH-OH group of donors
Source: RefSeq, a predicted model, not a curated record
AUGAUAGUGGGAUUUUUACUACCUUCAUCGUGGGGAGUAAAAAAAGAUGAAAAUACGCUUCUAAGCAUAGAAGAUCUCAUAAAUAUAUAUGGAGUAGAACUUGUUAGAGAACAAGCUGAAGAAGAAGCCCAAGCAGAAGCGGAAGCUGAAGAUCGGGAAUACGAGAGUGAGGAAAGUUCCGAUGAAGAUGAGGACGGAACCCAAGCACUAAGAGCUUAUGAUCCUGAACUUAGUGAUGCUUUUGAUUUUCUUUAUAAUUUAUUGGAAAGAUUUACAUGGGAAGAUACAAUUAGAUACACCGAUCGUAUUUCAUUUAAAGCGGAUAUAAUGACGUUUUUCGAUAGAAAUACAUCGGAAAAUAAUACGCAUUCAAAAGUUGAUUGGAUUGUAAAGACAAGGUGUAAAAACAACAGAAUCAAUUUGGGGGGUGAAAUAAUUAGAAAAAUUAAAUACAGCCCAUUAUUAGUGUCAUUAGGGUUACAAAAUACAUAUCUGGAGUUUGAUGUAAUCAGAAAAUAUAAUGAUAUAAAUGACUUCAUAGAGUUACGCACUAGUGUAAAAUCGAGUGUUGAAUAUGUUGACGGUAUUGAACGUUUAUUAUUUACAUUAAAAAAUUUUAAAACAUGUGCUACCUGCAAUCGUCGACUACAGUCGGCGUGUUCGCUUCCGGCAGUGUUCAUUAACCGAUCUCCGUCGACCGAAAUGGCGCCCAAUCCGUUCACGUCCUGGCUGACCACCCGAAGGGCCAUAUCGUACGGGUCCAGCAUCGGCUACAUAAUGCUCCUCCGUAUGGCCUUACUGUUCUUCCGGCCCGACAUCGAGAACAUCAGUCACCGGUUCGUGGACCGCCAGAUCACCGAGAUCAGAGACAAGUACGAUUUCGUGGUGAUUGGCAGCGGUUCUGCGGGCUCCGUCAUCGCCAAUCGUCUGUCCGAAAACGCAAACUGGACGGUUCUAUUAAUAGAGGCUGGAAUCGAUGAACCGGCGUGGUCAGACAUACCGCUGCUAUAUCCUUCCCUCCAGCGCUCGAAUAUUGACUGGCAGUAUAAAACAGAACCCAGUCAUUCGUCAUGCUUGGGCCUCGACGGGAACCAAUCUAGCUGGCCCCGGGGCAAAGUCAUCGGUGGCAGCAGUGUCCUGAACGCUAUGUUUUAUGUCAGGGGCAACCGGAAGGAUUAUGAUGCGUGGCAAGACGCCGGAAAUGAGGGCUGGGGUUACGAGCAUGUAUUACCGUACUUCAUCAAGUCCCAGGAUAUGAGGAUACCGGAGCUCGUGGAUUCGGAGUACCACGGGACAGGAGGAUACCUCAGCGUUGAGCACUUCCGGUCGAAAUCACCGAUCGUUGACAAUUUUUUGGAAGCCGUCAAGGAAGUCGGUUACGACGAAGUCGAUAUAAACGGCCGGAGUCAGACAGGAUUCACACGAUCUCAAGGAACUCUAAGAGACGGGUUGAGGUGCAGUACGGCCAAAGCGUUUUUGAGGCCAAUCAAAAAUCGUCCAAACCUUCAUAUCAGCUUACACACGCAUGCCUUAAAAGUCGUGACUGAAAACGGCCAGGCCACAGGUGUACUGAUAUCGAAAGCGGGGUCGAUACCGAAGUUGGUGAUGGCCGAAAAAGAAGUGGUGCUCUCUGCGGGUGCAAUAAAUUCGCCCCACCUGUUGAUGUUGUCGGGGAUAGGGCCUGCCGACAAGAUUCGUGAAGCCGGUGUUAAUGUCACUAAACACAUACCCGGCGUGGGCCAGAACCUACAAGACCACAUUGCGAUGGGCGGAGUAACGUAUCUGUUCGAUUCGCCCGCCGAAUCCAACCCUCAGGGUCUAGGUAUAGUGUUACCAAGGGUGUUUACGCUUAACUCGUUCAUCCAAUUCUUCCGCGACAAAAUGGGACCGCUCUAUAGGAUACCGCUUGGCGAAGUCAUGGGUUUUGUAAACACGCGCCACAACGAUGAUCACGAUUGGCCGGACGUUCAGCUGUUUAUGACAGCGGCUGGGGAAAACGACGACGGUGGUUUAUUGAAUAAAUGGGACGUGGGCAUCACUGACGAGUACUACGAGCAAGUUUUCGAACCCAUAUUAUACCAAGACGCCUUUACGAUAGCACCGUUGCUGCUGAGGCCGUACAGUCGAGGCUACAUCGAGAUAACAAGCCCCGACCCUUACGCCGCUCCGAAAAUCGUGCCAAAUUAUUUCAGCGACCCGCGGGAUGUCAAAACUAUAGUGGAGGGUGCCAAAAUAGGAUACGCCAUCAGCCGAACCAUGGCAAUGAGCAAAAUCAACGCCACAUUGCACAACAUUACCACGCCGGGUUGCGAGAGUUACGAAUUCUUAUCCGACAAAUAUUGGGAAUGUCAGGCUCGUCAUUACACGAUGACCAUUUACCACCCGGUCGGCACGUGCAAGAUGGGUCCGGCGAACGAUGAGUAUGCCGUGGUGGACGAACGGUUGAGGGUGAGGGGCAUCAAAAGCUUGAGGGUGGUAGACGCUUCCAUAAUGCCUACGAUUGUUAACGGCAACACCAACGCGCCAACGAUCAUGAUAGCGGAAAAGGCGUCUGACAUGAUUAAACAAGAUUGGGCCGAACAACCGUAA